AUGCCCUUUGUUAGUAUCUGGAAUGAAAACGACCAGACCUCUCAAGUACAAGGCAGGACCGGUGCUCUUCCACACGAUCUCAGCGAGUCGGUUCUCCGAGGGCUUACGGCGCCUUGGCAGCCUCGCGCAGGGUUUCAUAUUGAAGCUGAAGUAAAGCUUAUAACGAGACAGUUCAUCACUUCGCCAAUACUACGUGGCGUUAUCCUUAAUUCAAAACCGAUGUACCGUAAUGUGUCUCUGUAUCCGAUCGUGGAAAUCAGUGCGAUCCCUCUGCCCAACGAUGCUAUCGCCACCGCAAUGCUUCGUGUCACUUUGAACCCAGGCUUUGUAUACUUCCGCAGCUACCAGGAUUUGAGAGUUCAAGGCGGUGCACGAAGUUCAGGGAUCUGCGACUACUUGCAAGAUUAUAGAACAGGUACUAUACUGGACGUCAUCGGCUCUGUUGGCGGUCUUUUCGCACUACUUCAAGCUAUUCACUUAUUGCUCUUCGGAAGAUCUUUAAUGUGGGGACUGACUGGAGCUAUGCUGAUUUCUCCCUUUGGCUUGGUCGGCGCUUUGAGCUCAAAGAAGUUUCAACAACACUUGCAAGAGCAUUAUCAUCGCACCCCUACUGAAGAUAAUCCCGGGUCUGUUCAAAUUGGAGAUUUCUUGCGUGAUUUUGUAAUUGAUUUUGGACCUGCCAGGCUUCCCCGGAGCAAAAAAACAGUCGGUCUCGUUUUUGGUACCCAGCUCUGA
Rhizoctonia solani is the source of this 735-nucleotide messenger RNA. RefSeq lists its product as uncharacterized. The record is from RefSeq and is a predicted model, not a curated record. NCBI's taxonomy places the organism in Eukaryota, Fungi, Basidiomycota, Agaricomycetes, Cantharellales, Ceratobasidiaceae. Bases 1 to 735 code for a protein of 244 amino acids. The transcript is spliced from 4 exons.